CAUUGAAAGCAUAUAAGACCAAUUACCUCAGAUCUCCACUCCCUCCUCUUCUCCUCCUCCUCCUGGUCCUUGAUUCCACGAAUUAGCGAUGGAUGAUGGCCAAGACGAUAACUUCCGGCCGAUCUUUCCUCAUAGGUCGAACCCUUACGACCUCAACAGCAAGAUCAUGCUAACAGCUAUAGUCUCGUUGAUGAUAGUGGUCGUGCUGGUGGUCAUCCUCCACGUAUAUGCGAGGUGCAUCAUGGGCCGCCAGGCCCGCCGCCGAGCCGCCCUUCACAGCCUCAGCCUCAGGGUGGCCCGCCUCCACUCAGCUGAGCAGGAGCCCACCAAGGCUGGCCUUGACCCGGCUGUCAUCCCCACUCUGCCUGUGUUUAAGUUCAAAGGAGCUGGAAACGGAGACGAAGAGGAGCCGGUAAGGCCAGAGUGCGCGGUUUGCUUGAGCUCCCUAGAGGAUGAAGAUAUGGUUAGGCUGUUGCCGAACUGCAACCACAUUUUCCACCCAGAGUGUAUCGACAUGUGGCUCAGCUCACACACCACGUGCCCCAUUUGCCGGACCGAGGCCAAGCCGCAACUCCAGUCCGAGCCACGCGAGCCUCCCUCCCGGGCCCCAGCUCAGCCUCAGCUACUCAAUGGCCUGAACGCUAACUUGUACUUCGUGGAAGGUACGUCGGACGGUUCAGCUCAAGCCCUGAACAAGAGCACCGGUGGGUCCAGCUCACGAUUCAACUCGUUCCGAAGGAUACUGACUCGGGAGAGAUCAUCGCAGAGGAUCCAGUCCUGCGGCCUAGACGAUGACAUAGAGGAUCCUGAGAGCCAGAGGCUAUGAUCAAUCAAUCAUCAUAGGUAGAGGCAACCUUUUCAAGUCAAAUUUUUUUUACCACUUUUUUUUUUUUUUAUGUUCAUAACUUCAUACGCUUUAUAACUUGAGUAUAGCCUACUCCAAAUUAGGGUAAUCAAGCUGUUAAAUAUUCGGUACGAUUAGUUCAUGCAUCGGGUCUCGGAGACGAAUAAUGAGAAGAGUUCCAUUUGUAUUCGGAUUCA
This is a messenger RNA of Punica granatum (pomegranate), 1041 nucleotides long. Lineage: Eukaryota; Viridiplantae; Streptophyta; Magnoliopsida; Myrtales; Lythraceae. The record is from RefSeq and is a predicted model, not a curated record.